This is a messenger RNA of Acanthopagrus latus (yellowfin seabream), 604 nucleotides long. RefSeq names its product cytochrome b-c1 complex subunit 6, mitochondrial (gene uqcrh). NCBI's taxonomy places the organism in Eukaryota, Metazoa, Chordata, Actinopteri, Spariformes, Sparidae. The transcript is spliced from 4 exons. The record is from RefSeq and is a predicted model, not a curated record. Gene Ontology annotation, biological process: mitochondrial electron transport, ubiquinol to cytochrome c. Bases 117 to 398 code for a protein of 93 amino acids.
GACCGGAAACUGUGUGGUUGUUUCCGCAGACUUGUUAGCUGCUCGUGUGACCUGCCGGUGUCCUCCAACACUCGAGACUUGACAGCCGGUCAUUUAAGGACAAGAUCACCUGAAUCAUGGUUUUCGAGGAGAAGAUGAUCAUGAACGGAGAGCCCGACGAUGAGGAGGAAGAAGAAGAGGAGGAGGAAGAUGAAGAAAUGGUGGAUCCUCUUGAUGUGAUGCGACAGAAGUGUGAGGAGGCGGAGCAUUGCGUUCAGACUCGGUCGCGUCUGGAGGAGUGUGAGACCAGAGUUGGCUCUCGGUCUAUGACAGCGGAGGAUUGUACUGAGGAGCUGUUUGACUUCCUACAUGCUCGGGACCACUGUGUGGCGCACAAACUGUUCCAUUCAGUCAAAUGAAGUUGUCCCCGAUCGUUGCAAAACUGGCUGAUGACAUUCUUCAAAUAUUGUAUUAUGUAGAGUAUAUGGUUUUAAAUGCAUCCAUAUGUGGAUCUGCUGUAUGUUAAAUGUAUGCUAUACUGUAUCUGCAAAUGAGAUAAAACGAAGUAUUUAACAAGGUAGUCUGAGUCGACAUUUCAUUAAAGUGGAUGGCUUGAAAACCUUCA